AUGUUCUUCCAACCGAUACCAGCUAAAGAUAAAAUCACUUUCACGAAUAAAGAAGGUAAAAAGGAAACUGGUAACAAAAUCAGGUUCAGAAAUGGUUUCUGUCACGGCGUUUUAACAUCGGUCGAUAUUCAAGAAAUAGUAAAAGCCGGUGGACGAAUUAUUAGAAUAUUAGAUGGUAAUUCCUUGUAUGGUAAAUCAAUUCAGAAAGAUAUAUUCACAACUAGACAUUUAUGGAAUGAAGCAACUUUACAGGUCAACUUUGAUUCACGUGUUAAAACCUACCUAAUAAAAAUUAAUGAUACUCAAUAUAUUGUUGAAACAGAAAUUGAAGAAAAAGAGAUUACUACCAAAGAUAGUAAAUCUACACGACUAACACCUAGUCAUUUGGGAUCAUUCGUUUUAUCUCACAGUAAAAAAAUAAUGAAUAAUUUCAUUCACGUCAUAAAUGGAUUUUAUAAACCCGAAAUAUACUAUACCGACACCGAUAGUUUGUACAUUUCAUCCAACAAUUGGAAAAAACUAAACAGAGCUGGUUUGGUCUCCGAAAAAGACUAUUGCAAAGGUAAAAACGAUUACGGUGACGGUGGAAUUAUAUUUGGUUCAUAUUUAGCACCAAAAGUCAAAUACAACAUCGUUUUGACUUCUGAUGGUGUUUUAAAAGAAAAGAAAACGUUUAAAGGUUAUUCUAAUGAUAACAUAAGUGUAGAAGAUUACGUUCAGUUAGCAAGCGGACAUGAUGUGUCGAACGAAUUUAAGAAACCAUGGGAAAAAAGUUUCACCAAUGGAGUAGUUAUUCCAAAUGAUAAACAAACUAAAGUUUUUAGAAGUUAUUUGAAUAAUGUUAAAAGAAAACCACCAAACAGUGAAGGGAUUAUGUAUCCUUACAACGACAAAGAUGGGUAUAGUUUUGAUCAAAACUAUGAAUUUGAUGAUUUCGAUUAUCUUACUAUUAAAGAAGAGAAUGAAGAUUGUUUUAAAUGA
Messenger RNA from Lottia gigantea (owl limpet), 981 nucleotides. RefSeq lists its product as hypothetical. Gene Ontology annotation, molecular function: nucleic acid binding; nucleotide binding. The coding region runs from base 1 to 981 and encodes 326 amino acids. The record is from RefSeq and is a predicted model, not a curated record. Lineage: Eukaryota; Metazoa; Mollusca; Gastropoda; Lottiidae. The transcript is spliced from 2 exons.